CUGCCGGGAUCGUGGUGAUGUGGCCCCCCCGCUUCCCCCCUCCCCGCCCCGGGAUGUCGGAAGAAACCAGGCAGAGCAAAUUGGCUGCGGCCAAGAAAAAGUUGAGAGAGUAUCAGCAGAAGAACAGCCCUGGUGUUCCUGCAGGAGCAAAGAAGAAGAAAAAGAAUAAAAAUGGCAGCAGCCCUGAGAGAACCACCGCCCAUGAUUGUCAGUCACCGGGGGAUAUUCAGGACAUCCUGAAGGUGUUGGUGUCCGACCUUAACCGUUCCAAUGGGGUCUCGCUCCCCCCAUUAGACAAGAGGAAGGCGCCCACAGACCACACUGCUCCUGCAUCGCCAACUACUGAUGACGACACUAUGUUUCUCGGUGUUGUUCCUUCCCCUGAUGCCAAUCUCGCCAGCAUGGCAUCACCUCAGAGCCAUGAUGCUGGCAAUUGCUCUACCCUCAUGGAGGAGACCAAGACUUUCUCAUCAACUGAGAGUCUGCGACAACUUUCUCAACAGCUGAAUGGCCUUGUGUCUGAGUCUACAUCCUACAUCAACGGGGAGGGCCUCACGUCUUCCAACAUGAAGGAGCUGGAGAGCCGGUACCAAGAGCUAGCAGUAGCCCUGGACUCCAGCUAUGUAACAAACAAACAACUCAGUAGCACGAUAGAGGAAUUGAAACAACAGAACCAAGAUACUCUGGAUCAACUGGAAAAAGAGAAGAAGGAUUAUCAGCAGAAGCUGGCAAAGGAGCAGGGAGCUCUCAGGGAACAGCUGCAGGUUCACAUUCAGACCAUAGGCAUCCUGGUGUCUGAGAAGGCAGAAUUACAGACAGCCCUGGCCCAUACUCAGCAGGCAGCCAGGCAGAAAGCAGGAGAGUCGGAGGAUCUUGCCAGCCGCCUACAGUCUUCCCGACAGCGUGUGGGAGAGCUGGAGCGGACCCUGUCUACUGUGUCAACGCAACAAAAACAGGCAGACAGGUACAACAAGGACCUAACCAAAGAGCGAGAUGCCCUCAAGCUGGAGUUGUACAAGAACAACAAAAAUAAUGAGGACCUGAGGCAGCAAAACUCAGAACUGGAAGAGAAAGUUCGAGUCCUAGUGGCAGAGAAAACAGCUGCACAGUUGGGGGUGGAGGAGCUGCAGAAGAAGCUGGAGAUGUCAGAGCUGCUGCUACAACAGUUCUCUAGCCAGUCCGAGGCCUCUGACAGUAACCAGCAGUUACAGCAUGCCAUGGAGGAGCGGGCUCAGCUGGAGACCCAUGUAGGCCAGCUGAUGGAGUCGCUGAAACAGCUCCAGAUGGAGAGAGACCAGUAUGCAGAGAACCUGAAAGGAGAGAGUGCCAUGUGGCAGCAGAGGAUACAGCAGAUGGCAGAACAGGUACACACACUGAAGGAAGAGAAGGAGCACAGAGAAAGUCAGGUACAAGAGCUGGAGAGCAGCUUGGCGGAACUCAGGAAACAGAUGGAGGAGCCACCACCCCCAGAGCCUCCAGCUGGGCCCUCCGAGGUGGAAGAGCGGCUUCAGGGAGAGGUUGAGCAAUUGCAGAAGGAACUGGAGAGUCUGACAGGACAGCUGCGGGCCCAGGUGCAGGACAACGAGAGCCUGAGCCACCUGAACCAGGAGCAGGAGGGGCGGCUGCUGGAGCUGGAGCGGGAAGCCCAGCGCUGGAGCGAGCAGGCGGAGGAGCGCAAGCACAUCCUGGAGAGCAUGCAGAGUGACCGCACCACCAUCAGCAGAGCACUGUCACAGAACCGCGAGCUGAAGGAGCAGCUGGCCGAGCUACAGAACGGCUUUGUCAGGCUGACCAACGAGAACAUGGAGAUUACCAGUGCACUGCAGUCAGAGCAACAUGUCAAGAAAGAGCUGGCCAAGAAGCUGGGCGAGCUACAGGAGAGGCUGGGAGAGCUGAAGGAGACAGUGGAGUUGAAGAGCCAGGAAGCACAGGGUCUGCAGGAGCAGCGAGAUCAGUGCCUGUCACACCUGCAACAGUAUGCAGCUGCCUACCAACAGCACUUGGCUGCCUAUGAGCAGCUGACCUCUGAGAAGGAGUCACUGCACAAGCAGCUCCUGCUGCAGACACAGCUCAUGGACCAGUUGCAGCAUGAGGAGGUACAGGGCAAGAUGGCAGCCGAAAUGGCCCACCAGGAGUUGCAACAGGCCCAGGAGCACUUAGAAGCCACCAGACAGGAAAACCAGCAGCUCCGGGCCCAGCUGAGCCUCUUGGCCCUCCCUGGGGAUGGAGAUGUGGACCAGGAGGAACAAGAUGAGGAGGUUCCUCGGCCCAUUCUGACCAUCCCAGAAGACCUUGACAGUAGAGAGGCCAUGGUGGCAUUCUUUAAUGCAGCUAUAGCCAGUGCUGAGGAAGAGCAGGCCCGGCUACGCAUGCAGUUGAGAGAGCAAAAGGCACGUUGCCGGAGCUUGGUUCACCUGGCAACCCCAGUCCAAAGCAAGCUUGAAAAGGAGGCAGUGGUCCCUGGGAAUGUGGGUGACUCUGCAUCUGAGGAGAACAACCAGGCCUUACGUGUAGCCAUGGAGAAGCUGCAGAGCCGCUUCCUGGAGGUCAUGCAGGAGAAAGUGGAGCUUAAGGAGAGGGUAGAGGAGCUUGAACAUUGCUGUAUCCAGCUUUCUGGAGAGACAGACACCAUUGGAGAGUACAUUGCUCUCUACCAAAACCAGAGGGCAGUGCUGAAGGCCCGGCACUUGGAGAAGGAGGAGUAUAUUAGCCGGCUGGCUCAGGACAAGGAGGAGAUGAAAGUAAAGCUGCUAGAGCUGCAGGAGCUGGUAUUGAGGCUUGUGAGCGAGCGCAAUGAAUGGCAGGGCAAGUUCCUGGCAGUCUCUCAGAACUCCGUUGAUGUGCCCACCCCAGGGCCCACAAGCUCCCAGGAAUUUGGAGCUGCUGACCAGCAGGGUGACCUCAGGGAGGUGAGCCUGGCUGACAAUGUAGAGCCUGUACAAGGAGAGGCUGGGACUCCCGCUCCCCACGAGAACGCCACUGCACAGCAGAUCAUGCAGCUGCUGCGUGAGAUCCAGAACCCCCAGGAGCGCCCGGGCCUGGGGAGCAACCCUUGCAUCCCCUUUUUCUACCGUGCUGAUGAGAACGAUGAGGUGAAAAUCAUGGUUGUCUAAAAGACUGGUGGCCAAAGCCUCACCAAGGGCAGCCAAAGAUUCUGCCCAACCCACUUCCCUCCUCAGCCACCCUUAUCCUUAUAAUUAGGUCAGACUCCACCCCCUCCAGGGGCUGGGGAAGUAGCUCAGUUGGUAGAGUGCUUGCUUGCCAUGCACAGUCCUGGGUCCCACCCCUAGCACCCCUGAAACUGCUGAUGCCUGUAAUUCCAGCACUUGGGAAGUAGAGGCAGGAGAAUCAGCCAUCCUCAUCUACCCCAGUGAGUCUGAAGCCAUAACAGGCUAUAUUGAGACCCUGUCUGAAAAACCAAAAGAUCAGACUCACUGUCUUAAUGGGGAUACAAACAGGUCUUCUGCUGUCUGAGCCAGGGCAGUUUUACUUUCUAGACUCCUGUUAGAAAAAAGCACCAGAGACUCCAUGAUUGAGCACACUGCUUCCCUGUUGUCUUGUAUUUGGAGGGCCUCUGAAGACAUUCUGGGACAGAACAAUUUGGCAGCAUUUUCACUGCCUUUAAGGCCAGGUGCAGCAGGGCUGGUAGAUAGUCCAGCAUUUAGCAGGGUUCCUGAUUUUUAACCAUCUCAAUCCUUUCCACGUUCCUUUUCCUCCAUACCCCUUUUCUUUUCUUCGGAUAGUGUCUCAUGUAUCCCAGGCUAACCCUGAACUCACUACAGCUUGAACUUCUGAUUCCCUGCCUCACCACUGUGCCCAGUAUUUGGCAAUGCUAAGCAGGCACUCUACCAAUUGAUUUACCCCAGAACCACCUACCUUUUUCCUUUGUGUAGUGAUGCUGGGGGUGAAACCCAGGGUCCAGCACAUCCCCAGACCAACUCCCAUCUUCUUAGAGGCACUUUAGGGCAGUGGGGCUGGGCGGCAUUUUCUUGGGGUUCCAGGCAGUUGGGGCUAACUGCCUCAGGAAGGCAUCCCACUUAGGAGGGCUUCCAUCUUUUUGAGGCACUUUGGGGCAGGGAAAGUGGGUACCAUUCUCUCAGGCCUUAUGACAAUUGGGGUAGCUGUACACCAAGCAGAACAGAGGCUGCUGGGGCGGGGUGGGCUUCCCUCCCCCGGUGUACAUAUUGUACCUGUGUACCAUUUUGUAUAUUCUGGGGUAGGGACACCCCCUGUAUCAUAGUGGAGGUUGGAGCUGACAAGUGGGGAAGAGGUUCUAGUAAUCUUUUGGGGCUGGGAAACUUAUUUAUUUGUAGUGUAGGACAGAAGACAGGAGGCAGAGACGGGGUUGUGGCACCCUGCUGAUGUAGCUCUUUAUUUUGCUUUUUACUUGGGAAAUAAAUGGAUUUAGCCAUA
Molecule: messenger RNA, 4413 nt
Organism: Psammomys obesus (fat sand rat)
Lineage: Eukaryota; Metazoa; Chordata; Mammalia; Rodentia; Muridae
Gene: Golga2
Product: golgin A2
Exons: 27
Coding region: 18-3113 (1031 amino acids)
Biological process (GO): Golgi organization; spindle assembly
Cellular component (GO): cis-Golgi network; Golgi apparatus; Golgi cis cisterna
Molecular function (GO): protein binding
Source: RefSeq, a predicted model, not a curated record